AUGUCGAAUCCUCCACCAACUUGUGAACACAAAGAAUUAUGGAAUACACUUCAUAAUAAUACUUUUCAAUACGAUUACCAAAUGUAUUCAACAACAUUUAACUAUGCUAUGAAAAAGAAAGAUUUUGAACUUGUUGGUACAUCUGAAAAUCAAGCCAAAUUCAGAUUAGGUAGUCAAACAAUUGUUGUUAAUUUUGGCGAACAUGAUGGACUUUUCAUUGCCGAUAUGAAAUUUAAUAAUAACACCAAUGAAGUAAUUGAAAUUAACAUGACCGAUUAUUUAAAUAAAGAUAAACAUGAAGAAAAAGAUUAA
Messenger RNA from Rotaria sp. Silwood2, 312 nucleotides. The record is from the annotation of a GenBank genome assembly. Lineage: Eukaryota; Metazoa; Rotifera; Eurotatoria; Philodinida; Philodinidae.